Molecule: messenger RNA, 3756 nt
Organism: Pectinophora gossypiella (pink bollworm)
Lineage: Eukaryota; Metazoa; Arthropoda; Insecta; Lepidoptera; Gelechiidae
Product: probable G-protein coupled receptor CG31760
Exons: 19
Coding region: 432-2522 (696 amino acids)
Biological process (GO): G protein-coupled receptor signaling pathway
Cellular component (GO): membrane
Molecular function (GO): G protein-coupled receptor activity
Source: RefSeq, a predicted model, not a curated record
UCUCUCGAACGCGCAUUUUCAAACCGAGUCCCAUGUCGGGCUCGCCGUUUUCCCGCAGGUUUCAGGCCCUCAGUCCCCUGAAUGUCGCGGUGGUAAUUCCGCAUUCGGAGUGCGCUUCAACCGGCGAUCCUAUUUCCAUGUGGAAUGAUUAAGUAACCAUCUCUACCGCCACGUCGGAGUGAUGCCGCUGAGAUUCUGUGAACUUUGAGUGUUUCAUGUGCCGUUUUAUUUUAUAAAAUUUUAUUUGACUGAAAGUGCUUGAACAAGUUAAAGAAAGAUAAUCGUUUCGUAAGUGCCGAGAAACUGCGAGGGAAUUUAGCGCUAUACAAACAUGAUUUGAAAAGCUAAAGGAUGGCAUUAACUACUUGGCCGGACAAAUGGGAAUAAAAUAUAUAUAAGGAGGCGCGUACGCGCGCGGAUGGUGCGCAGAGAUGGGGGGGCCGCGGCGCAUGUCAAGUGCGCUGCUGCUGCCCAUCGCGCUACUGUCGCUGCCGCACGCACAUGCCGCCAACGCUACCAGUUACAGGGAGGAGGUGGAAUCGUCACUGCGCCUGGUGCACGCGGUAGCGACAGGAGCGACUGGCGCCUUAUGUGUGACGCAUCGGUACGGUCGUCUGAAGGCGCCUCUCCAUGCGGCGAGGUGGGACUCCGCUCGGUCCCGCGCAGACUUCGCUGCUAACCUCUUGCAGCAGCUGGGCUUGGAGUCUGCUGAUACUCUUAUGGCAGUGUCACAAGGGUUGGUAUUGGGUCCAAGUCCGCCGGAACGGGCAGUGGCGGCAAGGACGGUAGUUCUGAGGUCCGAUGGCGUAGUCAACAGUGCCGUGGCGUGGGAACGGUACGGCACUGCUGAGCCAACCCCUGUCAAAGUGCCACAGAUUGACAAACCACCUGAUCCUGAGUACCCUUGGUACGUAUCAGCGCAUGAAAGUGAGACCCUUCGCUCGCCAAAGUUCAUGCCAUCGCCUCCUGGGGCCACGAUGGAUGGUUGGUGGACUUACCCUUACUACAGUUGUGAGGCUAAACGGUGGCUCCUGUCCUAUACAGUUCCAGUCUCCACUAUUCGUAGCCUGAAAGGAGUAGUCUCCCUGGACAUAGACAUAUCUAGUUUGGAAAUAAAUCAGUGCGAAGUGGACAACCCAGAAGAAUCUGACAACCAGAUAUACUCGUUCCAUGGCACUCACAAGUGCCCCAAUGAGACCACUUACUGCGAAUAUAAACCAAUCAGGGAAAUAGGCAGACAUGCAGGAUGGGCGCGGGGGUCCUAUAUCUGUCGUUGCCGCCCUGGCUUCUACUCUAUUCAUCAUCCAGAUGGUUUCAAUGGAUCUUUGGUUGAAGUGGCAUACCAAGAGUACGAAGAGAAUGGAGUAGACAACUGGAGUGAGCCGUACGAGUGCUUGCAGUGCCAGCCCGGCUGCGAGUCCUGUCGCGGCCCCGAGCCCUGUCUCGCCACUUACAACUGGCCCUUCCGGAUAGCUCUGCUGGUGAUAUCAGUGAGCUGCGCCGUGAUGACGGUGGUGCUGGUAAUCUACACGCACCACCACCGCCGGGUCAAGGUCUUCCGAGUUGCCAGCCCUGUGUUCCUCUCCAUCACACUACUUGGGUGUGCUAUCAUGUAUAUGGAGAUGGCAGCAAUAUUUCCGGUGUUGGACAGAUAUUCGUGCAUCGCUACAAAAUGGACGCGCCACAUGGGAUUCUGCAUCACAUACACUGCUCUACUGAUGAAGACAUGGAGAGUGUCAUUAACCUACCGCGUGAAGUCAGCACACAAGCUGAAGUUGACAGAUAAGCAGCUACUACAGUGGAUGGCUCCCAUCCUGCUCAUCAUGCUGGUAUACCUCUGUACUUGGACUCUAUCUGCGCCGCCUGAUGCUGAAAAUAUAACUGACAACAGAGGAUUAAAGUUCAAGCAGUGUACAUACAACUGGUGGGAUCACAGCUUAGCUAUAGGUGAAAUCUUGUUCCUGCUAUGGGGCGUACGGGUGUGCUACCGAGUAAGACAUGCAGAGAGUCUAUACAAUGAAGCACGACUCAUAUCUAUAGCCAUCUACAACAUUUUCACUGUCAACUCGCUUAUGAUCGCCUUUCACUUACUAAUAUUGCCACGUGCGGGACCGGAUAUCAAAUAUCUCCUUGGGUUCAUCAGAACACAGCUUUCCACUUCAACUACAGUGCUACUUGUCUUCUUACCCAAGGUGAUGCGCGUAGUCCGCGGCACAGGCGACACGUGGGAUAGCAGGGCGCGUGCGCGGGGAGUGCCGGCCUCCUCUUCACUCAACGGCAUCGGCCUGGUGCCAGACGAGCCUCCUGACCUCUACCAGGAGAAUGAGGAGCUCAAGGAGGAAGUCCAGAAACUAGCAGCUCAGAUCGAAUUUAUGAAGAUAGUUCAGAUGGAGCUACACAACCGUCACCUGCGGCCACGGCCCGGCGGUUACUUCACCGCCAACGCCGCGCCGCAGAGCCCCAUGCACCCUAAGACUGUUAACAUCUCGCUGGAGAACUCCGAAUGGCCAGGCCCGGUGUGACUGGUAGCGCUGAGCGACGGCGGCUGGAUGUGGCCCGGACCGGUAGCGCGCCGCAUCAUCCGGACCAUCGACGUACGCCCGCCCGCCUUCGUUUAAUAUUAUAAAUAUCAAGCUUUCGCCACACUGUCGGCGUGACGAGGCGCUAACACGAUUCUAGUCGUCAUGACCAACUAUAAAGUCGUUUUACGAACUUCGUCGGCGCUAAUUUUGUCGCGGUUCGUGUUUGAAAUAUGUUACAGAGCUUUUACAUUUGAGUAGGUCUAUUACAAAUUCUAGAACCGCCCUGAAGUUGAGUUAGCGCCCCGUCACACCGGUAGUGUGACGAGUUUCAUUAUCUAUCUAUCAACUAGUUUAUAACAGACGUACGUUAUUUUCUACGGAGUUGUUUAUCGAUUGUACUUAGGCUUAUGUGUAUAGUUCAGGGGUUGAUAUAUUUUGCUGCAAUGUUACGCACUAAAAUAGCGCUAGUCGCGAAUUGAGUUAAACUGCAGGUAUGUCCCGGCAAAAUAUACAUAAAUCACUAGACACUUGAUUCUAGACCCAUUUACAAAUCAGUAAUCAAAUAAAUCAUGUACUGUCUUGUUGACUUAGGUACCAUGAUUAAGUAUGUGAAAAAUCCAAUGGAUUAGAAGCCCGUGUACCUACUUAGUCGAGCUACUAAGUUAUAUAGGUACCUGUUUAAUAUAAGUAUUUAGACGGCGUAUAGAUAUCAAAUCAGUUAUAUUUACAUCAAAAAUUAUAAUAUAUUUAUUCUAUUGUUUGUAACACUUAUCAAUAAUAAAUAACAUUACGCGAGACGUAACUUGUAUUUAGGUACCCUUUAUUUGUAACUGUGUGUUCUUAUUAUAAGUCAUUCCACACAAAUAAUUUAUAGAAUAAGCUACCUAUUAAGUGUUACGAAAUCUAAUAGGUACCUACUAUACAUAAAGCCUAUCGGAAAUUAAUAAAAUCAUCAUGCAAAACAAGUAUUAAUAUUUCUAAAACCAUUGAUGAAGCUAGUCAAUCCAUGAAAUAAGAGUACCUUAUUGAUAGCAAUUACAAAACACUUUUUUACUAUGUUAAUGAUCAGAUUUUAUUUUUUUGUUAGUGAAAUAUUGUAGCCAAUGAAUUUAGCAUAUAAAUGUUGAACAUUGUUCACCAUUAGGCCAGACAAUAAAAAAAAUGAAAAAUGUUACUUUUAUAAGGCAUGAGGAUAAAAUUGAGCGAAAUUUUUAUUUAGAUAAAAUUUUACAAU